GUCUCCGAUAUGCGGCUCCACCAUUUGGGCUUGCAGCUCCAAGAUCUCAAGCAAACCUUGCGCAGUUGCGGCGUGCAAACGGGGAGCACGGUGCAGAUGGUGGUGGUGAGCAAGGAGAAGGCUCCACGGAAAGCUCGGCUGUUUCUCCGUGGCACGGAGAUGAAG
Messenger RNA from Durusdinium trenchii, 165 nucleotides. The record is from the annotation of a GenBank genome assembly. Lineage: Eukaryota; Dinophyceae; Suessiales; Symbiodiniaceae.